Rhododendron vialii is the source of this 1939-nucleotide messenger RNA. RefSeq names its product aluminum-activated malate transporter 9-like. Lineage: Eukaryota; Viridiplantae; Streptophyta; Magnoliopsida; Ericales; Ericaceae. Gene Ontology annotation, biological process: malate transport. The record is from RefSeq and is a predicted model, not a curated record. Bases 218 to 1858 code for a protein of 546 amino acids. Gene Ontology annotation, cellular component: plant-type vacuole membrane. The transcript has 6 exons.
AUUCCUCCUCGGAUGCUCCCCCUCUCUAAAAUCACUUUCUCACUCCAUCCCACUCUAAUUUCAUCUCAAAAAUCUCCAAACCCUAACUAUUUCUCAAUUCUCUUCUUGUCUUUUCCUUUCCUUUUCUGACAAUAUUACGGGGGCGGUAGAGGCCGAAGAAAGGCUACGAAAAGAUUUGGAAAAGCUUGUAUUUGAUCGAUAUCCGAGAUUCAUCAUCAUGAAUGGGAAAAAGGGUAGUUUUGAGAUCAACAUUCCCGCGAUUGCCAAGGGUAAGACGAGGCUGGAAACCGGGAAGAAAUCCGGCGAGGAAACGGGUUUCCUGUAUUUGAAAGAUGGGAUUUGGAGUGUUUGGGUGUUUUGCAAAGAAGACACAAAUAGGGUAGUGUUUGCAUUGAAAGUGGGGUUGGCUGUCCUGCUGGUGUCUUUGCUCAUACUGUUCAGAGCACCGUAUGAAGUGUUUGGUGAAAGCAUCAUAUGGUCCAUCCUCACUGUUGCCAUCAUGUUUGAAUACACUGUUGGUGCAACAUUUAAUCGAGGAUUCAAUCGAGCACUGGGAAGCUUGUUGGCAGGAAUAUUAGCCAUUGGUGUAGCUCAGCUAGCCUUACGCACGGGCAGAAUCGCCGAGCCUAUUAUCAUCGGAAUCAGUAUCUUUAUCAUUGGGACUGUGACAUCGUUCAUGAAGCAAUGGCCAUCACUUGUGCAAUACGAGUACGGAUUUCGGGUCAUACUUUUCACAUACUGUUUGAUCAUAGUUUCUGGGUAUCGGAUGGGGAAACCGAUCGGUAACCCGAUCCCAACUUCCAUGUAUCGGCUGUACUCGAUCGCGAUCGGCGGGAUCGUUGCAGUGUUGGUGAAUGUGCUGAUUUUGCCGAUAUGGGCUGGGGAGCAGUUGCACAAGGAGCUAGUUAGCAGCUUCAAUGCAGUGGCUGACUCACUUGAAGAAUGUGUGAGGAAGUAUUUAGAAGACGACAGAUCGGAUAAUCCGGAGUUCUCCAAGACUGUCAUGGAUGAGUUUCCAGAUGAGCCUGCCUACCGGAAAUGUCGAUCCACUUUGAAUUCCUCAGCGAAAAUAGAAUCCUUGGCUGUAUCAGCUAAAUGGGAGCCACCCCAUGGAAGGUUUAGACACUUCUUCUAUCCAUGGUCUGAAUAUGUCAAAGUUAGUGCAGUGCUACGUUAUUGUGCUUACGAGGUUAUGGCUCUUCAUGGUGUUCUUCACUCUGAAAUUCAGGCUCCCUACAAUCUAAGAAUCACAUUUCAGACCGAGAUCCAAGAUGCGACAAGUCAAGCUGCAGAACUAGUUAGAUCACUAGGCAAAGAUGUAAGCAACAUGGAACGAACCCUCAAAACCACUCUCCUAAAGAGGGUUCACAGCUCAACGGAGCGACUCCAAAGCGCCAUAGACAUGCAUUCCUAUCUCCUCACGUCCAAUUACGAGCCACCCGAUAACCCCUCAAAGCCACUCCCCAAACUCACUCACACCCUCUCGUCCACCCUCUACGAUUUCUCCACCGAAUCAGCGGAGCUUGAGAAAACCACCACCCCUGAUCAAAACCAGAACCCGGUUUCAGGCACUCUGCCUCCACCGCCACAACCACAAGCAGAGUCUUACCAUGAGAUGAUGAGGAAGCAAUCAAGGAGGUUACAUUCAUGGCCGUCUAGAGAAGUGGAUGCUUUUGAAGAGGAGGGAGGAUUUGGAGCAGAUUUUAUACCGACGAUGAAGGCACUCGAGAGUACUGCGGCGCUGUCGCUUGCCACAUUCACUUCCUUGCUUAUUGAGUUUGUCGCAAGGCUGGAUCAUUUGGUUGAAGCAGUUGAAGAGCUUUCUAAGAUGGCCAAAUUCAAGCAUGAGGUUCUAUGAGAGGAGAGCUACGGGGCUAUUGGUUUGGUAUAUUGGUGUAGUAAUGUAAAAGAGUGUAAGAAUAAGAAAAACAAAACAAAA